Molecule: messenger RNA, 2051 nt
Organism: Betta splendens (Siamese fighting fish)
Lineage: Eukaryota; Metazoa; Chordata; Actinopteri; Anabantiformes; Osphronemidae
Product: LIM domain transcription factor LMO4-B-like
Exons: 5
Coding region: 399-875 (158 amino acids)
Source: RefSeq, a predicted model, not a curated record
UCUCAUCUCGACUAAAUGGCUCCGUGUGCAAUUUGAUGAAUAUUGUUUGUGCCAAAGCGUCAGAAACAGAUCGGUCAUGUUGAAAGGCAGAUAGCUGUGACACCGAGGACAGCGAGGGAAGCUGCGUCACCUCUCCACCUCACGGUUACGCAUAGUUAGUUCGACCUGGAUUUCGGAAGAGAGUUUGCUCAACUGUUACCGUUAUCGUGGCUUCCUGGGCUUAAUGUUCCGUUUCUUUGCUUUUUUGUGGAGAACCGUGGAGACCACCGCGUAUCAUGCUUAAGGCUGCGUUAAAGGCGAGCGUGUCGGGGUUCUGAUGAAUAGUUUGCCGCCUUUCAAACUUCAACGCAGGAGUAAACGUUAGACUCGAGGAGCAGCCCGUACGGACCCACAUCAGCAUGGUGAACAGCCAAAUGUCAGGUGUGCUGCCAGCCUCUAAGUCUUGUGCCGGAUGUGGAGGAAACAUCACUGACCGCUUUCUGCUCUUUUCAAUGGAGCGCUACUGGCACACUCGCUGCCUUAAAUGCUCCUGCUGCCAAGCCCAGCUCGGGGACAUUGGCACCACCUGCUACAGCAAAGGGGGCAUGAUUCUGUGUCGGAGCGAUUACAUCAGAUUGUUUGGGCACAGUGGGGCAUGCAGUGCCUGCAGCCAGUCGAUUCCAGCCAGUGAAAUGGUGAUGAGGGCACAAGGAAAUGUUUACCACCUCAAGUGUUUCAGCUGUGUCACCUGUAGAAACAGACUGAUGCCUGGAGAUCGGUUCCAUUAUGUCAACGGCACCAUUUUCUGUGAGCACGACAGACCUGGUGCUGCUUUGCUCAACAGUCACCUGCCAAUUCAGAGCAGCUCUGUGCUGGCAGACCAGAAGGUUUGCUGAGAUAUGCUGUGUCCUGUGGUUCUGCUCACCUAGGCAUUGUCUUCUACUCCUGCUUCUGCUGCUGUUGUGGAACUUUCCUCAUCUCUCUUCCUUAGAAGGGAUGCGACUUCCCACCAAGAAGUCCUGUCAGUCACUAUAUCGGAGAUUCUAUGUACUGCUACAAAAUCACAUUUAUCAUUUAUUCGAUGUUAAAGGGGUCUGUGAAAACUGUAUAUAUGGACUAGAGGCUGGCUAGAGCCUUCUUCAGGACUCCAGAAAAAGCUGGAGUAGAUCAGUGAUGGUGUAAAGCCAGUGCCUACUGAACAAAGGUUGGGAGAAGAGGAUUAAAUGAAGGGUUAAUGGACAGCUAUAAAAUAACCAUGAGAGCUUUGCGUACGCUGUGUGGCAUUCUUUUCUCUGAAUGAAUGCCCUGAAUGGGUUCCUGAUGGCUCUCAAUCUGAGAUAUCACACGCUGAAGAUUAUGAAUGUACCACUGAUGUAUGUGGGGCUUAGGUUUUUUGCCAUGUUAAUUUAUGGAAAAGUCUCUAAAUGACUGUAAAAAGAGUGUCACACCAGGGACCUUCACAGCUCUGAUCCUUAUUUUAUUUAUUUUUAAAUGCACACCAAGAAUCUGAAGCAUCUAAACUGAUUCAGUGGGGUUUAUUUCAGUUUUCUUUAUUUAAUGUGUGUGUUUGUGUGUGUGUGUGUGUGGGGGGGGGGGGGGUCCAAGAGCCUAAUAAAGACAUUUUCCUGUACCAUGUCACAAAGGUCUGAGGUCAUUCUGAAGCCCUUAGCCGCAUUAUGUUAUGUGUUACUUAGCAUGGUGGAUGUGACUGGCUCCAUCACCCUCUGUACCCUUGUAUGGUGAAAACAUGCCUGAUUACCCUGAGGAAUGGAAUUAGGGUGCUUGAGUUCUGGCCAUUUACAGAAGCAAUUAAACAUGAGCCCUGUAUCUGUGGAGCUGGAGCUCUUAAGAGGAGGAGCGGGCACAUCCCGUGGCUCAUGACUCGGUAAUAAAGCCUAAUCUGGGAGCAGGCUAAUUAAAGGGGAGUGGCUCCACUACAUCCAUGGUAUUUGAAUUUGUAUUUACUGUUUACCAUGUUCAGCGUCUGCACAAUGUUUGCCUCGCUCUAACUUUGUAUGCCUGUUCAAUGCCAUAAAUCUGUGCAUACUAUUAAAGUUUUGUUGUUAAUCUUA